CUUUUUUUUUUCUUGUAAAACUUUCCACCAAUCGAGUCUAACCCAGCUAUUUCAACUUUAAACUGAUUUUAUAGUAGUUAUUAGCAAUCUAGGUAACUAUUACGCGUUCUAUUAACACGGUAUAAGCUUGCAGUCUGCACUUAAAUGAUUUAAAAUUUACAUCGUAUCGAGUAGAAAAAGGGUCAUAUAUAUAGAGAAAGCAGAAGACUUAACAUACGAAAAAUUCUCUUUCAUACUAAUAACCGGAUUGGUUAAAACACCAAUGAGAGAUUGUUAAAUAACUAAUAACAUGCUAUGACGUAUAUCCGUCCUUGAAAAUAUCCAGUAAAAAAGGUUGACGAGAAAGCACAGAGUCUCUUAUUUAAUUGAGAAAUCCUUUGAGAGGAUUUCAGUUUUCCAUGGCAUCAACAUGAAAAUAUUUUCCCUUUAUUUCUGUCUGUUUUUCGGAGGAUACUUCGCCGUACCGAGCUACAGCCAGAAUUAUUCGGCAGAGGAAACGGUGAAGCAAUGGGAAAAAUUGGAAAAAAUUGCAAGGAAAUAUGUUGAUUUAGCGUUAAAACAAGCUCUUCCCGCUUUAGUUAAAGCUAAUUCCGAAGCUAAAAUAUCUCCAAAAUGCUCCAACAGUGUUAUGAAAUUGAUCAUCGGUCUAAGAAGAAUGAAAACAUGGGCAUUCGAAAUGUUGGAUGCUGCUGGUAAACCUGGAGGUGGCAUAAUGGAAGGUACAUUAAUAGCAUUCGGUUCUUACGAUCAAUGUUUAAGCAUAGAAGCAAAAGACAAACCUAAUGGCAAAGAAUAUUUUCGAGGAAAAUAUUGUACGGUCAGCAUACAACCACCUGUACCACCGAAACCCGAAUUUUACACCAUGCAUCACAAAUUUGCAUCAUUUGCCAACUUUACUUCUUCAAAAACGUUUAUCCGCACUUUUUCGAAAGAUCUCCACUUCUUUUUAUUUCUUACGUACCGUCUUGGGAUAUGCGUUCCAUCUACUUGCAAUGGUGAUGAUUUGCAAAGCGUUUUAAAUAUGAUUUUAAAAGACUUGGAAGGUGUUUCAGCCAAUAUUAUCGGGUGCGAAAUCAAGGAACCAAUUGUGUUAAAUAAGUUGCAAAUAAUUAUAAUAGCAUUGGUGUGUGCAUUAGUUGGAUUGGUAAUAUUAUCUACAAUAAUCCAUCUUGUUUACAGAAGUACUAAACCAGAUCAUCUCAUUGCACUCCCUUCUAAUCAAGGACAUUUAUUAUCGAUAUUUCUGGCAUUUUCGCUUCAUAGAAGCAUGAAAAGAUUAACAAGAAUAGAAACAACUUUGCGGCAAUCCAAGGCCAUCCACGGAUUGAGGGCUUUAAGUUUCUUUUGGAUUAUAUUUGGAAAUAUUUUCCUGUAUUCAAAUUAUCAAGUUAUUCGUCAGUUGAAGAUGGCCGUCGUUUACUCUUGCACAAUUCUCUUUCAAGUUUUAGUUAGUUCUCCUCUUGGAUUUGACACUUUCUUCUUCAUAAGUGGUUAUAUAUUAGCCUACGGCGUUGCUCAGUCCUCGGGAAAUAUAAAAUUAUUGUACGUACGACACUUAUUUCACUAUCUAAUUAGAAUAAUACCAGGCUAUCUAUUGGUUAUUGCAUUCGUUUUUAUAGUGCCUAUUACCAAUAGUGGUCCAAGUUGGCACGAAAAUCUUGACCCUAUGGUUGAAGGCUGUCGUAAUAAUUGGUGGACUAACUUACUUUUUAUCAAUAACUUUAAUAUAACUGGAACAGAAAAGUGCUUGCAUCAGUCUUGGUACAUUGCCUGCGAUUUCCAAUUAUUUAUAAUUGGCCUUAUAGUAACUUCAUUAAUGGCAUGGUCACGAGUGGGCUUAAUCAUUAAUUUAUUGCUGAUUAUACUGUCCGUCUCAAUUACUGGAAUUAUGAUUUCAUACUUGAAACUUCCUCCAACAAUCCUGUUUUCGCAAGUGGAUGUCGUGCAACGGCAAGGAGUAGAGAAUCUUUUGUUUAACAGACCGUAUCCACACUUGGGCUCUUUUUGUUUAGGAUUAGCCUUAGGACAUAUUUUAGCUCAUAGAUCAGCCUUCAAGUUGAAAAAUUUUACGAAAUUAUUGGGUUGGUGCUUAGCUAUAAUAUGUAUGUUAUCAGUCACAUUUGGAGUUUACGAAUGGAAUUUCCACGAACAAAUAGCGACAACCGCAACAACUCUAUAUGGAGCUGCUCAUCGAUUGGCUUGGACUCUGGGAAUUGCUUGGGUGAUGUUUCUCUGUGCAACUCGCAACGCAGGUGUUGUAAAUACUGUGCUGUCUUGGACACCAUUGCGUGCGAUAAGUCGAUUAUCAUUAAUGGCGUACCUCUUUCAUCCCAUUAUCUUGACUACAUUAACAAGUCAUUUAAGAGAACGAAUACAAAUCACUCCUUACGUCAUAAUAUUUGUUAUGUGCGGCUUGUCCUGCCUUUCAUUAACUUUAUCGUUUUUCUCUUACGUCCUGCUAACGGCGCCCAUUAUGGAGAUAGAAGAAAUGUAUUUCGGGAAAAAAGUGGUAGAGAAAAAGAGGAUUUACGAGAAAUCGGAUCGGAUUUCAAAAAAAUUGAAAGAGCUAGAAGCAAAGAGUUAUUCAGACAGCGAAAAACAUGGAACGGAUAUUUUCAGGAAAAUCGACAUACAUGAGUUGGAAAAGAAUAAAGUAAACGGGGUUGUAAUUUUACAUUUGUAAUUUUUACAUUAUCAUGAAAGAAUUAUAAGUCGUUUUCACUUAUAAUUAUUACUUUAAAUCUUGAUUAUAGUCAAGAAAUAUCUUCAACAUUAAUAUGUUAAUUUCAUUAAAAUUGAUAUUUUUUUUCUCAAAGAAAAUCAGGAGUUACGAAAAAUUAAUCAUAAAGAAUCGAACUAAUUGCGAAAUUGCUAUGUGACAUUUGGGUUAAUGCAAGUUCGAAGUUACCAAACCGGGAGAAACCAAACUUGUUCUUAAAUACUCAAACCAGCUUCCUUCAUUAUUCUUCAUACAGUCAAUUUUUUUCCGUUUUCUUUUUGUCAAAUUUUUAAAAUUCGCAGAAAUUUAGUACAAAUGACAUAAUUUGACGUUUCUGUUUAUACUCUUUCCGCCUGUGAGUGCUAUGAGGACCUAUUUAAUAAAACCUAUCGUGAGUUAGGCCAGGUGGUGAGGUUCGAGAUCCAACAUACCAGACUGAUCACCCCCGAAAAUUUCCUGGAAUUUUUUUCGACCGAUCCGGAUUCGAUUUCGGGUCCCCAGAACGGUAGGCUGACAACUUAAUUUGUCUGGUUAUUUGGCCCUAUAAUUUGAUGUUACAAACAUAGAAAUUUAUUUUGAUGUAUAUAGCAUAUUUUCAUUAUUAUUCUGAUGUAUAAUUCAUUUCGCCAUAAUAAUAAAUAUAAAUUGUUAGUUGUUAUUAUCCGUAAAUCUACUAUAGUCAUUAGUUUAUAUUAUGAUAUAUUAUCUAUUAACAAAUUAACAAUAAUAAUAGAUAAAAACUUAUAGUUAAUUAGCCUACUCUUAAUAUGCUCAUUUACUUCAAUUAGUAUAUUCGAGAUAAUUCAUAUUAAAGAAUUAUUUGAUGGAUCAAAAUGGUAUAUCAAUUAGAACAUUCUCACGUAAAAUAAUUUUAUAUAUUCAAAUAUUUUUUUAAAAAUUUAAUGCUAAUUAAAAUUUUCGUUAAUAGAUUAAUUUUUUUAAAUCAUAAAUAAAUUUGCAGAAAGUUUAGUAAUUAAGUUUAAUAUAAUCGCUGUCUGUUCUACAGCAAUAUUAACCCGUAAAUUGGCCACGUGUCAAAUAACAUUAUAAAUUUGGGAUGCACAACGUAUGGAUUGUUCGUUGUUUUACUGUGGCCCACCGCCUAAUUUCAGUAAAAAUGUUUUGUGUUGAUAGACCGACUUAAAUGUUUAUAAAUGCAUUAGCAUUGAUUUUAAAUCCAUAUAAUGUAAUUAAAUUUAACGUAACAUUUUAUUUCUGGAUUCGCACACGUUUUCAUUUUUGUCAUUUUUGACUCUCCUGCUUAUGGGCACAAAGAUGGCUUUUUCUCCAUGCCCAUCGCGGAUUUGGCCAGGCCCACAAUGGAGUCAGUCGGGUGUUGAGGGACGUGAUGUAACAUCCGGAAUAGACCGCCAUGAAAAAAUCCUGGGAGAGACACCACUUUAAUUAGAUCCCAGAGUGGCAGAAAGAUCCUUUUCUGCCUCUGCUAUCCGGCAGCGCGCACAAAUAUUUGUUUAAGUUUCAUUCGAGUACAUUAUAUAUAUAAUACUGCAGCCCGUUUAAAAACAAUUUUACCUAAUGCGGCCGAGAUAAUACUUUGGUUGUGCAUUCCAGUAGCAAAAUAGAUAGCCAUGUUCAACUUUUGUCGAUUACAAGAAAUCAAAUAUGCAUUGGGCUGGAAAUUUUGGAUUUGAGAAUGGAGGAACAGUAUCUCGUUCCUUAAUGAAUUAUUAAAGUUUCUGUAUGGGUUUCGAACCGGGAUCCUCUACAAAAGUUGGCUGUUCCGUUAUUAUAAUUAAUGUGAAAAAAGUGUAGGAAAAAUCACGAAAGUCCCGAUCCAAAUUAUCUAAAGUUACGAAGAUUCAAGUCGGAAUCGAACAAGAUCAAUAACGAAAUUAUACUUCUUACCUGUCUUUUUAAAAAAGAUAAGUGUAAUGAAAAAUGUUGAAAUUAGUAUCUUAUAUUUUCUAUAUUUUAAUGAAUGUCAGAAGCUAUAAAAAAAUUCUUUUAAA
This is a messenger RNA of Centruroides sculpturatus (bark scorpion), 4689 nucleotides long. Its product is annotated as nose resistant to fluoxetine protein 6-like. The coding region runs from base 410 to 2683 and encodes 757 amino acids. The transcript has 15 exons. Gene Ontology annotation, molecular function: acyltransferase activity, transferring groups other than amino-acyl groups. Lineage: Eukaryota; Metazoa; Arthropoda; Arachnida; Scorpiones; Buthidae. The record is from RefSeq and is a predicted model, not a curated record.